Molecule: messenger RNA, 2524 nt
Organism: Girardinichthys multiradiatus
Lineage: Eukaryota; Metazoa; Chordata; Actinopteri; Cyprinodontiformes; Goodeidae
Gene: sms
Product: spermine synthase
Exons: 11
Coding region: 139-1221 (360 amino acids)
Biological process (GO): spermine biosynthetic process
Molecular function (GO): spermine synthase activity
Source: RefSeq, a predicted model, not a curated record
CCCUCCGGUCUAUGAAGCCACGUUGGCCCCGCCUCUCUGGUGCGUAGCGGCAGCAGCAGUGGUAGCAGGGCCCACCCUCCGUCUCUGCAAGUAUUCGCAGCCUGCUGUCCCAGGCAUGGAUGUCGGUUGCAGAGAGACAUGGCAGUGCGACAUUAUACCCUCGAUUUUAACCUCUCUACACCAGUUGACUCAGCCUCGGUAGUGCCUGGUCUGCUCUCUGUGUUUCAUGAGCAGGAGCUGACAGAGACUGUCCAUGACACAAAUGGGCAUGGAUAUCUGGCUACAUUUAUUGGCAAGAAUGGGCGGCUUGUGAUUCUGCGUGUGCAUUCCCAUGGGUUGGUCACCAUUGAUCUGCAGUGUCAUGAAGAUGAUAACUUUGCACAGCUAGACAAUCUUUUAAAUGCACUGGAAAAGAAGUUAAAGGUUCUUUUAAGUGGGAACAUUACAAGGAUUAAAAGGCUCCCAGCGCUAGUGCGAGGAGCCAAAGUUGACCGAUACUGGCCCACAGCUGAUGGCAGACUGGUGGAGUAUGACAUCGAUGAAGUGGUAUACGAAGAAGAUUCUGCAUACCAAAAUAUCAAGAUAUUGCACUCACGGCAGUAUGGAAACAUCCUAGUGCUCGAUGGAGAUGUCAACCUUGCAGAAAGUGAUUUAGCCUACACCCAAGCCAUCACAGGUAACGGGAGAGAGAACUAUGCUGGAAGAGAGGUGCUGAUAUUAGGAGGAGGUGAUGGUGGCAUCCUCGCUGAGCUGGUCAAGCAAAAGCCAAAGAUGGUCACCAUGGUGGAGAUUGACCAGAAGGUGAUCGACGGGUGCAAGAUGCACAUGAGGAGGACUUGUGGAAAUACGCUGGACAACCUGAGGGGCGAUUGUUACCAAAUACUAAUCCAGGAUUGUGUCCCAUUGCUGAAGAAGUAUGUCCAGGAAGGAAGAACAUUUGAUUAUGUAAUUAAUGACCUCACUGCAAUCCCUAUAUCUACUGCACCCGAAGAAGAUUCUACGUGGGAGUUUCUCCGUCUUAUCCUAGACCUAUCGAUUCGUGUCCUGCACCCCGAGGGGAAAUACUUCACCCAGGGUAACAGUGUUAAUCUGAAAGAGGCGCUGAGUCUGUAUGAAGAACAACUGGGAAGGCUCUCAUGUCCGGUUGACUUUUGUAAAGAGGUGGUGUGUGUGCCCUCCUACUUGGAGCAAUGGGUUUUUUACACUGCAUGGAAGAAGUGAAGACCUCGUGUUUUCUCUGCUAAAAUUCCCCACAGCUGGAAUGUGAAUGUGCGAAUGCUCCUCUUGUUUUUCCCGUAGCCAUGAAGGUGUGGUGAAACUGAACGUCAUAUGAACACAGAAUAUUUAGAAGACGAUUAUUACCUAGUCACCGACUGAGUGACUUGUUCAUACGCUUUGUUACAACUACCAUUAACAUAGAUCUUGAAAUAUAUCUGUUAAUAACUGCCAGCAUGCUGUGAGACUGCUCCCUGAGUGACAAGUUGUGAUUAGAUCUGACUUUCAGGCUGUUAGAUUUAAACAGGUUUGUUAUUAAGAUUUAUAGAAGCCAAUAUACUCGUAACUCAUUGGACGCAUCAAUGCAGUGUACACUUAUUUUCUUGAGUUGAUAUUUAAGUAUUCAACUUUGGGCCUUGAGUGGUUUUGACGUCUGAAGGAAUGAGGCUUUUUGAGUCCGAGGCCUCAGAUCUUCAGGGUUGGAUCAUCUCGGGGAAGUAAAUGCUCAGAGUGAAUAGUAAGACCCCUUUAUGUCCAUUGCUGUCCAUUGCGUAUGCAGCAAACAUCUGCAUCAACUUCUAUUUAGUGAUGGUGAAACACUCCAACCUAUUUAAGGCCGGUUAAUGUGGGAGGAGGAGGAGGAGGAAGAUGCAAAAGAGUUCAGUCUGCUCUCAUCUGAAGGUGCACGUUCAUAUUUUUGUUAUUAUCCCCAUGUAAUCCUUCUCUCUGGGGUUUAAUUGUUUUAUCAUCGUUUGCUGCCAAUUUUUGGUCAGAAUUGUUUUGUGUGUGAGUGUUAUUAGAUUCGACAUUGAUUUGUAUGGGUUCUGACUGAAAUGUCAACAUUUAAACACUGAUCUGAUACACUGACAAUGUGGUAGUUCAACCCACCAUUGAGACCAUUGAGUUGUGAAGCUGUUGUGAGUUGUUCUUAAGCUUUUUUCUUGUUUCUGCCACUGAAAUGAGAUGUAACUUUCUCAGUCUGUAUCAAGGCAGUGUGGUUCAUCCCCAGUGAGUCUUAAGUGUUUUAGUUCAGGUGUGUUUUAAAAGGGAAAUUAUUCCUCUUCAUUAUUGCCAUCUUUGUGCUUGUGCUGGUUUUUACAUCAUGUUUUAUUAGCACCUUUGAUUUCUCCUGAUAUAUUAGGUAUAUUAGGUGCAUGCUGAGGACGGUGAAUGUAGCUUUCAUAAUAAACAGUACACAGCACAUUAGAUGGACCCUCUGGGCCAUUUAUUUAUUCGUUCAUUAUAAACUCAACAAAUGCUGUUCUGAUAAAUUGUUUGACCAUAUACAAUUAAAGAGUUUUGGGGGAAA